Messenger RNA from Tupaia belangeri chinensis (Chinese tree shrew), 1960 nucleotides. RefSeq names its product ribonuclease A family member 10 (inactive) (gene RNASE10). The coding region runs from base 189 to 815 and encodes 208 amino acids. Gene Ontology annotation, biological process: defense response to Gram-positive bacterium. Lineage: Eukaryota; Metazoa; Chordata; Mammalia; Scandentia; Tupaiidae. Gene Ontology annotation, molecular function: nucleic acid binding. The record is from RefSeq and is a predicted model, not a curated record. The transcript is spliced from 3 exons.
GUUGAGCUGAACUCGCUGUUGCUGAUAUAACAUCACAUGGCAGAGUGACACCACAGAAUCCAAGUUCGACUUGUUAGCUGCCUCUACCAACAUCUAGGGCUCUGCUCACAGAGAAGGAAACCCUGGGCCAGAACUUGGGGAAAGGGAGGACACCAGAGCCUUGGAAGGUACUUAGGUGUAUAGGCAAAAUGAAGCUGACUUUGGUGCAAAUCUUUUUCUCACUGUUGCUGUUGCUGCUGGGCCUGGGGGUGGGCCUGGGCCUGGGGCUUCACAUGGCUGCUGCGGUCCUGGAAGAUAGUGAUCAGCCACUGAAUGAGUUUUGGUCCAGUGACUCACAGGACAGAGCUGAGACUGAGGAGGGAGGGGUCACUGAAGCCACAGAAAUCCUGGUGCUUAGCAUUCAAGGAGUGGUGCAACCUACCUGGUCGAAAGAGACCACCUUCAAUGAAGAUGAAGUUGGAGGAGACAAGAGGCUCCCAGCUGAGACCUUCUUUCAGAGGAACAGAGACUAUCUCAGGUCCGACCCUACGCCCAGGGAAUGCAAUGUCAUGAUGAAGCACAAGACGAAGGAGCACAGCCCCAGUGGCAGUUGCUUAACUCAUUACACUUUCAUCCACGAAGACCCCGACAUGGUCAAAGCUGUCUGUAACACUUCAGUCAUUGCCUGUGAGCUUAAGGGGGGCAAAUGUCACAAAAGCCCUCGUCCUUUUGAUUUGACAUUCUGCAAGUUGUCCACAUCAGACCAAGUCACUCCUAACUGCAAUUAUCUAACUUUCAUUAUGAAAAAGUUCAUUGUUAUAACCUGUAAUGACUAGAAACUCCAGUUUACACCUGCCUAUGAAGCAACUCAUCCUAGUCUAUCUCUUCAUCUUUUUUCUCUCUCUUCCUUUUGUACAUCCUUUUUCUUAUGUCACUCUCUUCCUCUCAAGUAUUCUACAGAAAAGGUUCUGAAAAGAAGACAGAUUAUUCUUAAUUAUUCUCUCCUGAAAAUAUAAUUCUUUGCCCUAGAAGUCAUCUUAUUUGCACUUUGCUCCUGGGAUUACAGAUGUUAGGAUAGGAUAAUAAUGCCUAGUUUCUCUGGGUUCUCUCUCUCCUCUCCCAUCCCCUGCCUGCAAAGGGAUAAGCAAAGAGCUGCUCUAGUCCCUACCAUGGUCCUGGUCCAGUUUGUCUCUUGGGCAAACUUUAUCUUUUUAAAUGUGACUUCAAGAGAUUAAUGCAUCCUUCACCGUAACCUACCCUCCUCGAAGCCCUGCAGCAAGCACAACUGCACUCUUCUGCCUCAUGGAUAGAAGUAAAGUGAUUUUAUCUAUGACUAGCUGGAGAACCAGAUGGGUCAGGUUUCAUUUUCUAAGCCUGGGUUGAAGGGUCUGCUGCUAAUGUGAUAUGAUGGUGUAGACCAAGAAAGAACAUGUACAGGGGCAAGGACAGAACUUUUUUUUUUAAGUUUAUUUCUUUCAUGAGAGUGAGACACAGAAAGAGAGAGACAGAGGGGGAGAGAUGGGUGCUCUCAACAUGGUUUCUUUACACCUUGAUCCCUUUCCCCAGCCCUCCAGCUAGUGAGGACCGUGGGCUCAUGUACUCAGCAUGCUUCAGGUCAGCUUGGUAUCUGGACCCAUGGUCGGCCAGGUGCCUUCUACCCCUGCAGAGCAGCAUAGUACAGCCUGCAACAUGGAGGCUAGGCCAGUACUUUUUGUUUGACCCCUUUCUACCCUUUUCUCUUACUUUAUCUGCCUCUUUGCUUUGCUUCUUUCCCCCCUCUUUUUCCUAGUUUAUUUUCCUUUUUACCUUCUUUCCUUUCCUUUUUCUUUUGAGCCCUCUCUUCUCAUUCUCUGAAUCUUUAUAGAAAUAUAGUCAGCCAAUCCUGGUCACUUAAGCAAUGCAAAGUAAGCAGAAUCUGGCAUGGGAGGUUGGAGGAAGGAUAGGUCACAGAAGUGAGAAAGAGUUAUUUUUCCAAAUUAGG